This is a messenger RNA of Cooperia oncophora, 171 nucleotides long. The record is from the annotation of a GenBank genome assembly. NCBI's taxonomy places the organism in Eukaryota, Metazoa, Nematoda, Chromadorea, Rhabditida, Trichostrongylidae.
AUGUGGGCGAAGGAGAUCGACAUUCUUGGCGUACGAUCUCUGUACGGGAUGACAGGCGGUAUCCUGCAUACCACACAGAUUAUCUGGGGUGAUACGAAGACGGUCGGAUGCGCAACUAGAAAAUGCGGUCCGGGUAAAAAAGCGGUCGUUUGCCAUUACUAUCCUCAGUAA